Molecule: messenger RNA, 375 nt
Organism: Lolium rigidum
Lineage: Eukaryota; Viridiplantae; Streptophyta; Magnoliopsida; Poales; Poaceae
Exons: 1
Coding region: 1-375 (124 amino acids)
Source: RefSeq, a predicted model, not a curated record
AUGAGAACCCGACAUCGUGGGGCGCGGCCGGCGAAGGCGAAGCUGGCGCCGGCGGAGGAGGCCUUCACGGCGCGCGAGCGCGACGCGGCCGAGCAGCUCAUCCACCUCAGCGAGAGCAGCUCGUCCUCGGGUGCGCCGAGGACCGCCGGCCGCGCCCCCGAGGCUUCGCGCUCGUCCUCCUCGCCGCGCUCCGUGAAUACCUCCUCGGUGCUGGCGCCCGUUCUCCCUGGCUGUCGCGCGGGCCCGGGAGAAGAUGGGGAGCAGGAGGUGGCCGGGAGCAGGCGGAGGGUGAAGCGCUACCGCCUGAUCGCCGAGAUCUACGCUGCGACGGAGGAAAUUGGAGGGCGCGGCAGCCGGAAGAACAAGAUUGAAUAG